GGACCUCUGGGUCCAAUAUGUCCUCAGUUCUCGUACGAAGCUUCAUUCAAUAUCGUUCAGUACAUGCCCGGUCCUACGGCUAACAUGCUGCCUAUCGCGAGUUAGCCGCUCUUGAUCAAAGUUAACACGUGAAUCCGGUGAAGUGUGACUCGAUCAUAUUGAAAAGAGUUGGACGAAUAAUAGAUUCGAAUACAGACACCAUGCAUGUUUUUAAACUGAUUGUUAUAGUAGUGGCGAUCUUCAUCGCUACCACCCUUGCCAAAGAUGAGUCCUCGAAAAACCGCGGUAAGAGACAACAGGUUGCAUUUUAUCCAAGGAGAGGAGCCAGACCGCCUCCUUAUGCGGUCCAAAUGGAACCAAUCGUUCAAUAUUCUCAAAGAGAUCCGCUCUAUAAUCCUUUGGCGAGCUCUAAGAGCGACGAUUUUUACGAAAAGGGUCCACUCAAUUAUUACCCGACCGAGCCGGAGCCAAUCAUCGAAAUUAUCAUCAAGGAAUCCAACGAAUCACUGCCGACACCGGUACCUCCACCUCCACCGCCAUCGCCAAGAUCCACGAAAGAGCCUAUACAAGUGUUCUAUGUGAAAUACGAGAAAAAGAAGGGCUACGGGGAUAAAUCUCGUGUCGUCUACGAUCCACCUGUACCCGCCCUGACACCUGUCGAGGAUCACGAAGAGAUCAAACCAGAUAACUCAGCGCCUUAUCCGGAAGAACCUGUUCACACAGUGACACCGACACCGUCAGAACCUUCUACCACUCUACGAGCUAUCAUUCGACCCGACAGCGAAGUAUAUCACUCCGGUUCUAGCGGUAUUCGCGUCACCUUUGGCACGGAACAAGUGCCUCCGAAUAAUCACAAUAAGCGUAGCGAUUUGGACGCUCCGCCCACCCAACAACAGGCCAAGCCAACUUCUACUCCUCCAGGAUCGCCUAAAAGACAACACGGUCCAUAUCAACCGAUUCAACCGAUUCAACCGAUCCAUCAACGAGUACCGCCAGCAUUUCCGCAACAGAGGAUCGCGAAUUCUUUUCCACAGCAACAGGCGCUCCACCAACCUCUUCCACAGCCACCACCUCUAAAUUUUUUGCAGCAACAGCAGCCAUCGUUUUCUCCUCCGCAAGCGAGAAGUCCGUUGCAAAGGCCUCAGCGUUUACCUAUAACGAUUCAAGGUUUGCCGGAAGUGCAACAACGAGCUCCAUUCAAUAAUUUUGGCACAUCGCAUCGCGUCAACAUUAAUCAUCCGCAACAACCAGGAUUCCCACCCACGCUAUCGGUUUCUCAUCAAAAUGUACAGUUACAGAAUCAACCUUUGCCACCGAAUCAAGGCAGUUCUUUCAACAUAGAGCAACAACCUCAACAACAAGUACCUUUGUCACCGUACAAACAGCAGGAAUUAGAGAAACAAAGGUAUCACGAGCAGCGUCGUCAACAGGAAUUGCUAAAGCAACGGGAGCAUCAAAGACAGCACGAGCAACAGAGGCUCCAGGAGCAUCAACGAUUUUUAGAGCAGCAAAGGCUUUUGGAUCAGCAAAGACAACAAGAGCAACAGCGACAGCAAGAUCAUCAGAGAUUGCAGGAACAACAAAGAAUACAAGAGCAACAGAGAAUACAAGAACAGCAGAGGAUCCAUGAACAACAGAGGAUACAAGAGCAACAGAGAUUACAGGAGCAGCAAAGAUUGCAUGAACAACGCAGAAGGAAACAAGAACAGGAGCAGAAAUUAUUGCAGGAACAACAAUAUCGCGCGCAAUUAAAAUUUAAUCAAGCACAACCGCCGAAUAUACCGCAAAUACCAAUUUCGCCUCAAAUUCAAAAACCUGGAGGAGAAAUUUUCAAAGCUGUUCCGAAACUCGAGCAACACUAUGCAAUUCGAGAAAAUCCAAUUCAUCCCGGCCCUUUCCCACCUAAUCCUGUAAUACAGCCAACCGGGUUCUCGGAAACUUCACAAAAUCAAUACGUUUCCGCUCAACCAUUGAGUUCAUCGGAUAUUUUAAGAAAUCCACCGAAUGAAUUUAUAACCGAUCAACAGCAACACUUGAAUACGAAACAACAAAUCAUUCAAAAUCAGCAACAAGGAUUUUUCUCUCAAAGUCUUCAACAACAACAACAACAGCAACAACAACAGCGAUUCUCUGCGUCUCCUCAACGAUCUUCGAUCUGGAGUCGACCAUCGUUCUCCGGAAAUAGCGCGAGUUCUUCUCAAAAAAUUUACGCGACCCCGGUCAGUCCUUUGGAGGAUUUCAACUCGAUUUCGACGAUCAGAUCUUACGUUUCGAGUACGACGACUACUACCACGACGACAACAACGACCACCACCGAGGCUCCAACCACAACUACAACUCUGUCUCCAAAGAAGGAGGCAAAAAUUAAAGAAAAUAUUGCCAAUUUACCAGAUGAGGUGCCGGAUGAUAUCAGAGAGCAGCUGCUCAGUUCCGGUAUUUUGGGUAACGCCGACAUACAAAUACUUGAUUACGACAAGGUCGGCGACAUACCGAUAGAGAAACUACCGCCAGAGGCCCUGGCGAAUUUCUACGGCGCCGGAGGCGGUUCCGCGGUAGCUGCCAGCGAACCGGUCCCGUCGAUCGUCAAGAAACCCAAAACGGCAGAGAGCGCGUCUUCCUCGACUUCCACUUCCUCAACGGUUUUGGCGAACAAGUCGACUGCUGGCAGCUCGACUAAGUUCGAGCAGGCCACCUUGCGGCCAGGUGGAGUGGAGAUGAAAGUAGUACGCUUCGAUCCGAAUACGGAGCAAGGCCAGGCUCUGGCAGAUCAGCACAUACGCGAUGAUGCCACCAGAUUGAAUCCCGUAACCGUGGGAGCGAGAGACGAAUCUCAAUAUAAUCGUUAUUUACCGCUCAAAGUGAGUGGUGCAUCCUUCCCUAUCCCAGACGUACCGCAACUUAAUGGUCGGAAGAUCUCUAGUGUGGUUGUAUUGGCACCUGUUGAUUAUAACUUUCAAGAAGAUAAGGAGAUCGAAUCGAGACAAGGUAGGAGGGUGAGCGAUGUCCAAGCGGUCAAGUUUCUCGCCGGUGACACUCUGAAGCAGCUGGUGAAAAAACCAACUGCGGAGAAUUACAAGAAGUGGUUGGAACAGGAGAGCCGUACGGAGCCGCAGAAACAGUCAGUGGUACUAUUGGUAACCACGCCAAAAGACGCGGAGCAAGGUGAGAAAGAGAUCUUCAUGUAUGAUGUUGUCUCGCAAACUGUGAGCAAACUUGCUGGAGAUCUGUCCACAGCGUUUGUAGAUGCUGCCGAAAGUAAUUCAGACAAUACCGAUUCUCUCACCGAUUCAACUUUUUCGUCAUAUUAAGUGAAUGAAUAAUACGACAGAUCAGAUCUACUUAAUAAAUAAGAAAAGAAAAAAGGUUUACCGUGCCAAGUCCGAAAAUAAAAAGUCCUGUCAUCUCGUAUAAUUUAAGAAAUUUAUAAAAGGUAAAGAACAUAAAAAUACAAAUAUCCUUGUAGAUACUUUAAAUGUAUUAUUAUGUAUAUAUUGAUUUUAUACUUUUUUAUAUGAAAUAAACGCAAUAUUUUUUUUACAUGAAAA
This is a messenger RNA of Apis cerana (Asiatic honeybee), 3545 nucleotides long. Its product is annotated as RNA-binding protein 33. The record is from RefSeq and is a predicted model, not a curated record. Lineage: Eukaryota; Metazoa; Arthropoda; Insecta; Hymenoptera; Apidae.